AUAAAUUUGAUUUAAAAUAUCACAGAUUUUAUAAUGAUUCAUAUAAAAUAAAAAUUAAUUUCUUUUGUCAUUGCUCUUUGUUUAUGAUUAAUAUACAAAAGUUAUCUCUAUAUAUAUAAUGAUAACGACUUCAUCAGAAUAAUAUAUGUAAUUACUCAUUAUUAGUAGAAGUAAUUUUUUGUGUGUAUUUGUGUAUAGCAAUAUCGAAUUUCCCAUGUAUUGUGAUUCAUUAUCUUAUAAAAGGAAUAUUAUUGUUUGUGGGUUUUGCUGCUUCUAUUGAGGAGGGCGUAUCAGUUCUACAAUUCUUUGAAUCAUUUUUAAAUAAAGUCGUAUAACCUCAAAUGAGAUUUGACAUAUGCUUGUUAUUAUGGAAAUUAUUUAGUUAAUUGAUUAUUCUACAUUUAAUCGAUUAAUUAAUAAGAUUUCAUCAUAGACAAGUUAUUAUCAUAAAUAGUGUUACUUGAAGGAAUUUGAUCUAGAGAUCCAAGAUGAAGAAAAAGGUUUUGUUGAUGGGUAAAAGUGGCUCAGGAAAGACGAGUAUGCGUAGUAUUAUUUUUGCCAACUAUAUAGCACGUGAUACUCGUCGCUUAGGUGCAACAAUUGACGUAGAACAUAGUCAUGUUCGUUUCCUUGGAAAUUUGGUAUUAAAUCUUUGGGAUUGUGGUGGUCAAGAAGCUUUCAUGGAAAAUUAUUUUGCAUCUCAGCGUGAUAAUAUAUUCAGAAAUGUAGAGGUGUUAAUUUAUGUCUUUGAUGUGGAAUCAAGAGAGUUAGAUAAAGAUAUGCAUUAUUAUCAGAAUUGUUUAGAAGCAAUAUUACAAAAUAGCCCAGAUGCAAAGAUUUUUUGUCUUGUCCACAAAAUGGAUUUAAUUCAAGAGGAUCAGCGUGAUUUGAUACUUCGAGAGAGGGAAGAAGAUCUCAAAAGACUGAGCUUACCGCUUGGAUGCACUUGUUUUAGAACUAGUAUAUGGGAUGAAACUUUAUAUAGAGCAUGGUCUUCUAUUGUGUAUAUGUUGAUACCUAAUGUAGAAGAAUUGGAACAAAGUUUAAAUCAAUUUGCAAAAAUAAUUGAUGCAGAUGAAGUAUUGUUAUUUGAAAGAGCGACAUUUCUUUUAAUCAGUCAUUGUGAAAGACAGCUUCAUAGAGAUGUACAUCGUUUUGAAAAAGUUUCCAAUAUUAUAAAACAAUUUAAAUUGAGUUGCAGUAAGUUAGCAGCACAAUUUCAAAGCAUGGAGGUAAGAAAUAGUAAUUUUGCUGCUUUCAUAGAUGUAUUCACAUCAAACACGUAUGUGACAGUUAUCAUGUCGGACCCAGCUAUUCCAUCAGCAGCAACAUUAAUUAAUAUUCGCAAUGCACGUAAACAUUUUGAAAAAUUAGAACGUGCUAGUCAAAGUUCAGCAUUAAGUAGAUAGAAGUCAGCUCGACCCAGGCGCAUUGUCACCCGGGUCCAAACUGUUAAUGACUGUUGAAUCUAAGAGUCUGAUGGAAUGACCAAUAUUACAUUCGGCAAUUUAUUUGCUGAAAAUAAUUCAUCGAAUAAUUAUAAUAUCCAGCUUUUAUUAUGAGCAUUCAUGACAGAAAUAUGAAUAAUUAUACAGGGAAUUUUUCUUAAUCUUUUGCUCACAAUCAAUUGCUAUGUUUGAUGGUGCUGUAAGAUUCUGUAUCAUCUCAUAAUAAUUAUGGAUCCAUGUAAACCUGUAACAAGUAAUCCAGUAUCAACAGCCAUAAAGAAAAUAUCUUG
Molecule: messenger RNA, 1738 nt
Organism: Vespula pensylvanica (western yellowjacket)
Lineage: Eukaryota; Metazoa; Arthropoda; Insecta; Hymenoptera; Vespidae
Gene: RagA-B
Product: ras-related GTP-binding protein A
Exons: 6
Coding region: 489-1409 (306 amino acids)
Biological process (GO): cellular response to starvation; regulation of autophagy; cellular response to amino acid stimulus
Cellular component (GO): lysosome; Gtr1-Gtr2 GTPase complex; nucleus
Molecular function (GO): GTP binding; GTPase activity
Source: RefSeq, a predicted model, not a curated record